Entamoeba histolytica HM-1:IMSS is the source of this 513-nucleotide messenger RNA. RefSeq names its product acetyltransferase, GNAT family. Gene Ontology annotation, cellular component: NatA complex. The transcript has a single exon. Bases 1 to 513 code for a protein of 170 amino acids. The record is from RefSeq and is a predicted model, not a curated record. NCBI's taxonomy places the organism in Eukaryota, Evosea, Mastigamoebida, Endamoebidae. Gene Ontology annotation, biological process: N-terminal peptidyl-glutamic acid acetylation. Gene Ontology annotation, molecular function: protein-N-terminal-glutamate acetyltransferase activity; protein N-terminal-serine acetyltransferase activity.
AUGAUUUCAGUGAGAAGAGCCACUGCACAAGACAUUUUUUCAAUUCAAAAUUAUCAACUUACAACAGAAGAAGGAUAUCAGUCAAAAUAUUAUUAUUAUCAUUUUUUAUCAUGGCCAUAUUUAAUGUAUGUUGCAGAAACAAUAAAUAAAAAAAUAGUAGGAUAUACAAUUAUGAAAACAGAUGAUGAAACUAAAGAAGGGUUAUGUACUGUUCAAAUAACAAAUCUUGUUGUAUCAGAAUCAUAUAGAAGAAUGAAAAUCGGUACACAAUUAUUAAAACAAACUAUUAAUGCUGCUAUUGAAAUUUAUGGAGCUCGUAUUGUUAGAGCUCGUUCUUCGGAAAAAAAUUCAUCUGGAAGUAAAUUUUUAGAAAAAAUGGGAUUUUCAAUGGUUGGUGAAUAUGAUCACAUGGAACUUUAUAAAAAAGUGUUGAAUUUGGAUGACCAAUUAAAUAAUGAAGACAUUUCACCUGCUGCUGUUGCUUGGAGAAAAAAAAUUAUUGCAGCAAAUUAA